UGAUGGUAAUGCGUUCAAGUGUUAGUGUUCAAAAUGAUUAUUAAGGCUGCAUCACUUUUUUUAUUGCUCGGAUGUAUCGAAACGGGUUAUUCACAGUCGCUGCAGUGUCCAAAGGUGCGAAUAAGCAGCGGUUGGUUAGACCUAUUUCCUCUGCCUUGCAAGAAAAACACAGAAUGCAGUAGCGUUAUGGGAAAACAGCACUUAUGUUGUAAAGGAUUUUGUUCCAAAGGCGAAAUCAGGCAGACGGCAGAGUUGACACGAAGCAUCGAGACAAGCAGUAGUGUAGAGCUAAUAAGCCCAGUCAUGAGCACUUCCACAAGCACAACAACCACUCCAACUACCACAACCACUUCAACCACUCCAAGCACCACAACCACAACCACCACUACUACCACAACAACUACAACUCCGAGUACAACCAGUUCUACUACAACCACAACGACGCCGAAGCCCACCACAACUUCUACGGAACCACCGAGGCCUUUCUUGCAAAUCUUGCCGAUACAGACUACGCCAAAACCUAGUGCCCCACUGAAAAAAGGCAAAACGCAAAAAUUCGUCUGCCCCAAAUCAGUGCCCAGUGUGUUGUUUCCUAUUAUAUGCGAGAACAACUCUCAGUGUAGAUUAACUGGCGCUGACCAGGUUUGCUGUCAAGGCCAGUGUGUGAAAGGCCUCCCUGCCCCACGGCCCACAAUCAAGGAACAAGCACACCAACCCAUCCUAGGUGUAAUUCCACGGGAGUGUCCAGCGGCACCACUUGGCGAGUUAUUAUUUGAGGUGCAAUCUUGCAAAACUGACGCCGAUUGCUGGCCUCGCGUCUGUUGCCCUGACGGAAACCGAUCUUACUGCCGUACAGCAAGAGCUCGGCUUGAUUUGGUGCCAGUGGCCAACAGAAUAGAUGCGCCUAUCCGUAUGUUAGAGUCGUAUCUCCAAUGUUCUCCUCCGCCACAAUUCGACUCUUUCCCACAGAGUUGCAGCUCCAGUGUCGACUGUUUUCCUAACUUGUGUUGUGCAGAAGGUGGCAAGAAACUUUGCCGACCACCACUACGUAGUUUCCUUUCAUUAAUAGCAGGUGCAGCCCAGAGACUUGGAUGAAAGAACAUUAACUGUCAGACAGUUGACUUAGGUUUAAGGUUGUGAUGUAAAUAUUUUUAUAUAAUUUAUUAUUUUUA
Molecule: messenger RNA, 1172 nt
Organism: Pieris brassicae (large cabbage white)
Lineage: Eukaryota; Metazoa; Arthropoda; Insecta; Lepidoptera; Pieridae
Product: integumentary mucin C.1
Exons: 7
Coding region: 34-1095 (353 amino acids)
Source: RefSeq, a predicted model, not a curated record